Sorex araneus (European shrew) is the source of this 2489-nucleotide messenger RNA. It is a transcript of the gene METTL4, whose product is annotated as methyltransferase 4, N6-adenosine. Gene Ontology annotation, cellular component: cytosol; nucleus; RNA N6-methyladenosine methyltransferase complex. Gene Ontology annotation, molecular function: nucleic acid binding; RNA methyltransferase activity; site-specific DNA-methyltransferase (adenine-specific) activity. Lineage: Eukaryota; Metazoa; Chordata; Mammalia; Eulipotyphla; Soricidae. The transcript has 9 exons. The record is from RefSeq and is a predicted model, not a curated record. Bases 192 to 1607 code for a protein of 471 amino acids.
ACCUUCCCAGUUGCCCUGGAAACGCCUUUUCCGUACAACAUGGCCGCGCCCACUGACUCGCGUUUUUCCCGCCAGCCCACACCGUUGCUCCCAGAGGGAAGGCGUUCGGGAGUCCUGUCCAGAUAGGUGUCGUUCUCCUGAAGCCAAUUUGGAAGGCGGCGUGUACGUCUGUGACGGGGACCAGGAAAGAAAUGUCUGUGGUGCAGCAGUUGUCACCUGGAUGGUUACUGGAUCAUCUUUCUUUCAUUAACAAGAUUAACUAUCAACUUUAUCGACAUCACACACCUUGUUGUUGUCAAAAUGAACCAGCUUCUAGUUUCCUUGACUCUCCUCACGUGAAUUCCGUGCCCUCUUGUGGAUCCUCUUCUAAGUUUAUUGCUAUUGACUCUACCACCAAGCAAGAGAAUGAGGAUGGAGGAAAUUGUGAAAUGCCCAAACAAAAAUAUGUUUUUCGAGCUGAACUGUUUGAUGUCCCCAAACCUUAUAUUACAUCUACAGUCGACAAAGAAUCCCAACAAAGUAUUGAAAAGGAAGAUCUAAUGAACAGUGUUAAAAAAGAAAUGUCCACUGCCCGUAUGCGCAAGAAACGUAAAAGAUGUGUUGAUUUCAAUCAAGGUGAAUUGGAUGCGAUGGAAUACCAUACCAAGAUCAGGGAACUGAUUAUGGAGGGAUCAUCACAGUUAAUUCAAGAAGGUCUCAAAAGUGGCUUUCUUCAUCCAUUUUCUGAAAAAGAAGACAAAUGUAAAAAGCCCAUUACUUUACCACUCAAUACCUGCAGUUUGUCAGAUUUAUGUGAAAUGGCAAAACAUUUACCUUGCCUGAGUGAAAUGGAACUCCAGACAUUACAAUUGAUGGAAAAUAAUACUUCAUUUACAGAGCAGGAUUUAUUUUCACGGGUUGUUGAAAAUAAUUCUAGCUUUACAAAAAUGAUUACUUUAAUGGGACAGCAGUACUUUUUGCCACCAAGAAGCAGUUUUCUUUUGUCUGACAUUUCUUGUAUACAACCACUUCUGAACUGUAGGAAAGCAUAUGAUGUCAUUGUGAUAGAUCCACCAUGGCAAAACAAGUCAGUUAAAAGAAGUAAUAGAUACAGUUAUUUAUCUUAUCUGCAAAUAAAACAACUCCCCAUCUCUAAGCUGGCUGCUCCAAAUUGUCUGGUUAUCACUUGGGUGACCAAUAGACAGAAGAUUCUCCGUUUUGUAAAGGAAGAACUUUAUCCUUCUUGGUCUGUGGCUGUAGUUGCAGAAUGGCACUGGGUAAAAAUUACCAGUUCAGGAGAGUUUGUGUUCCCCUUAGAUUCUCUGCACAAAAAGCCUUAUGAAGGGCUUAUAAUUGGGAGAGUUCAAGAGAAAACUGCUUCACCAGUAAGGAAUACAGAUGAAAAAGUGCUCCCUGUUCCAGACCACAAGUUAAUUGUCAGUGUGCCCUGUACUCUUCAUUCACAUAAGCCGCCUCUUGCUGAGGUUCUGAAAGAUUAUAUGAAGCCAAAUGGGCGGUGUUUGGAAUUGUUUGCUCGAAAUUUACAGCCGGGUUGGACUAGCUGGGGCAAUGAAGUUCUCAAAUUUCAACAUGUGGAUUAUUUUGUUGCUCUGGAAUCUGGAAGCUGACUGUGGUCUUGAACUAGUAACUUUCUCUAGGUUUUCCUUAUCUUUUCCUAUUUUAUUUUUCCUGAUGUUACCCAUUGUUAACAAUGAGCACACAUAAACAUGUCAACAGGACUUGGCAUUUUAGCAAAAUGGUCAGAAGUAACUAAGCUUCUUAUAAUUUUGAGAUUCAUUUUACUUUGGUUGUACUGGUAUUGGACAUUUAUUGUUUUAGAUGCUACAAAUAAGGACAAAGGUGGCAGGUCUACAUUACUAGAGCAUGUCACUGAGGAUCCCAGGUCCUCAUCCAUCUGCCUAUUAUGAAGUCUCCUGAUCCACUUCCCCUCCCUCCCCAAAAGGGGAUCAAAAAUAACGAACUAUCAUUCUAAGAAAUCAGGAACUUUCACAGAAAGUUCAGGUUUCUGCUUUUUUAAAUAGUAGAGCUUGCCUACACAAUAAACAAUGUAUUUUUCCUGCAACAAACUGCAGGAUUUAGCAGCGGUGGCAUCUUGUUUGGGAAGGACCAUGUAUUCUGUAUUUCACCAUUUACUAAUGCGCUUACUAAUAGUACAUUUGGCCCUUUGCGACAAGAGUUUGCGAACACUGGAAAUUGCAUUAUGGAAAAAGUAUUCAAAGAUCCACCAAGUACUACAGCAUUGUACCAACUGAAUGAAACCAUUUUUGAAGGUUUAAAUUACAGUCAAGGUAACUUUUAAAAUACUACUUAGUUUUGUUUGUUUUCUAGAGGAAAAUUUUAAAAGUAUAUCUAUGAAAGGGUCAGAAAGCAAUCAUUGUUUAAGAUUGUGAAAAGACUAUUUUAGAACAUUUUCUACAAAUAAAUGUUUACUAAAUAAACUAUUUUGACUGAGUGAUUCUUUGAAAGCAUGCUGAUUUAUUAUAUAAUAA